AUUACCGCCCGAAAUGGAUACACCAAGGAAUCGUUGUACCCUGCUCCACCUGCUUACCAUCCUCAUCCUGAUACGAGCGGCCACGGGUGGAAAGUACUCCCGGUUUCGACUAGCUGACGUGCAGCGCAAUUCAGCCACCAAUGUGCCGUGCACUUGUGCCAUCUUUCUCACCGGCCAGUUUAACCGUUUCAAUCGUACGGAACAGCCGAAAGGAAAUCCUGGAAUACAGCUGGAGCUGAUGCAGCACUUCCCCUGCACCGCAGCGGGCAACAAGCAGUGUGCGAACAAAUGUUUGGACUCGAUCGUGAAGCAUCUGCACAACUCGCAGAACGUCAUCUGCGCCACCAUUGAUCGGGACUGCUUCCGGGAGCGAGCCUACCUGUUCUACCAAAACUGUGCGCCCCGCUGGGUGAACAGUAACCUCUCGGCGGGCAAGGAGUUCUGCUGCCAGAAUGACAAACCGAUGCGAUGCAACCUGAUGGCGGAGCUGAUACGGCAAUCGCUGCUAGAAAACGAGGCCACCAACAACGGCACCACCAGCAGCGGUAGUUCCGACGAGCAAAGCACAGCCAACCGGUGAUAUAUCUUAAAUAAAUAGCGCACACAUCACUACAGUACAGGCGUUUGAGUUGUUCUUCCUCACAUCAUCCCUUGCUCGUCGCGGACGCCGGGGACAGGGGCUGAUCUUUUAUUCCCGAUGCUUUUUUUCAGAAAGAUGCGUUCGUACAACCGAAUGCGCCAACGCACGUUCCGGAGGCG
Anopheles coluzzii is the source of this 759-nucleotide messenger RNA. It is a transcript of the gene Fcp3C, whose product is annotated as follicle cell protein 3C-1. The record is from RefSeq and is a predicted model, not a curated record. Bases 14 to 580 code for a protein of 188 amino acids. NCBI's taxonomy places the organism in Eukaryota, Metazoa, Arthropoda, Insecta, Diptera, Culicidae. The transcript has a single exon.